Messenger RNA from Contarinia nasturtii (swede midge), 1311 nucleotides. RefSeq lists its product as uncharacterized. The coding region runs from base 1 to 1311 and encodes 436 amino acids. The record is from RefSeq and is a predicted model, not a curated record. Lineage: Eukaryota; Metazoa; Arthropoda; Insecta; Diptera; Cecidomyiidae. The transcript is spliced from 4 exons.
AUGUCACCCAUUUUAAGUCCACAAAUAAAAUCGCCGCAAGAAAUUAUCAAUGGCAAUUUCGAUCUAGUGGGCGAUCAAUUUACUUUCGAGAAAUUGUCGCAAUGGAAUGAGUUGCUCAAAGGUCUCGAUAUCGAUAUGAUCGAACAUUUUGCGAAAAAAUUCCAUCGAAAUAUCGAGUAUAUUGUCAAGAAUGACACAUUAAAUACGGCAGAAGACGGUAAAAGAUCAGCGAAUAACCCUAAAAUCGACAUUUUCAUCGGACCCAUGGAAGAAAAAUUGAUAAACUGUAGUCGUUUAACUGCAUCUCGACAAUAUUAUCACGAAAGUUUGACGUGGUGCGUGCGAAAGAGUCAAUUAAUUCCAGUAUGGACGACAAUAUUUUAUAUUUGUCGUGACAUACGUGUUUACGCUAUAGCCGGAAUCACAAUACCGACACUAUUAUGCGUGUUGUAUUAUUUUCAAAAACUUGAACGAUACUCGAAAUGGGAUUGGUAUCGAUUGGUGUUUGAUGGUCUUUAUGGUGCUCUUGGUUUCCCCUAUACUUUCACCUCGGAAAGUCUUACCGUUCGGGUGAUUAUAGUUUUAUUGUCAUUUGCUGCAUUGGUUUUUUCCACCGUAACCAGUACGGCAAUCUUACUGUUGAUAAUGAUACCAACUUUAAAUCCGCAAAUAAAAACCGUUCAGGAAAUUAUCAAUGGACAUUUUGAGCUGGUGGGUGAUCGAUUUGCUUUUGAAAAAUUAUUGGAAUGGAAUGAGACCUAUCCAAGCAAUCUUCUCACACUGUUCAAAGUGGUGAAUCGUCCCGAUGAAUAUCUUCACCAGCUCAAAUGGAAUGAUAAACUAGCAGUCGCUGUUCCCUAUGAACUCUCACGUUCACGCACCCAAAUGGGAAACGAUCAAUUUAACGCUAGAAAAGAUGUCUACUGCUUCGAUCGUCGGAAUAAUAUCUAUGAAUAUCCACUGACAAUGUUGGUCCGAAGGGAUUUUACACUUAUCAAUGAAUUCGAUCGCUUUAUAAAACAUGCAAGUGAAUGUGGUUUGAUCGAAAAAUGGUUGAAUCAAUAUCGAUCGCAUGUCAAGGAGAAAUUUCGAAUAAGUUACAAUUCGGUUCAAACCAAUUAUUUUCCUAUAAUGUACUCUUUUUAUGGAUUAAUGUUACUCGCUGCGUUUUUAACAUUCAUUUUUGAACGAAUCGUUUAUGAAAAGGUGCACGCACCAAAUGCACCACCAUAUUGGCGAUUCAUUGAAAUGUCUAUUGAUCCAUAUCGAUAUUUUUUUCUCGACACUUUUGGAUGGAUUUCAGAUAAUUAG